CUUGUCUCACAGCCACGAUACAUCCACGAUGUUCCUUCAUCUGCGGUUCCAAGAUUUCUGAUCCGUCAAUGUCAGAAGUUUAUUCGUCACUCCAUGACUUAAUAGAUGAAAUUGCCAAUUUAGCCGAAGAAUUAUUAACUUUUGAAUCUUGGAUGAACAUUAAAACGGACCGAGAGUUUAUAAGAACCGCUUUACCAUCGUGGUAUUUGGAAAAGUCUCAUCGCCGACUUACAGAUGUUUUAGAAAAAACGUAUGAACCAUUGAAUGAACACGUGCAAACCGUGGGAGCAAAGUUUAGUACCGUAUUCGAUCCGAAGACACGUCAAAAUAUCGUUGCCUACGUUAAUAAGGGCCAUGAAUUUGAAGAUUGUCUCGAGGAGGUUGAAAAUUUCAAUCGAUUUAUCAGUGAAAUCAACGGAAUGUCAGGAUGUGAAUACUUUUUGAUGUGUAAACUCCGUCAAGAAGAGGCAAAGAAAAAUCUGAAAAAAUGUACGGAAGGAGCGAGGCAAUUAAUUAUAGAAGAAUUGACAAAACGACAUCGAAAGUUUAAUUUGGAUAUUUGCGAGGCUUUUGAAAACAUUCAACGCCGUGUUUUAAGUAUUCCGCUAACCACGAAGGAAUUAUUGGAAUUAGGUCAAUAUAUGUUAUAUGCGGCAUCGACAUCGCUGGAGGAACUUCGAGGAAAAAUCACUCAUUCUCUGCACAUGAUGGCUUCUUUGAUCGGAAUGACUACUAUCGACAAAGAUCAUAUAGAAUUGAAUAAUACUACGAUUCAUUGGUUGAAACGAAUAAAGCCAGUGUUCGAGUUGCAUAGUUCUAUGUUCGAGCAGAUGAAAUUCGAAUUGGAAGAACAGUUGCAGGAAAAAGUUAGAAUUUUAAAUAAUGAAGUUUUAGAGAUGUUUCCGAGAUUAGUGAUUAUGGACAGCAUGGACGAUGCGACACGAAUCCACGAAUAUAUCGAAGAUAUGCGAAAGUUCGUUCGAAGAUUGGACCGUAUGGAUGAGCAAGCGGAGUGGAUAAAUCGAGAGGAAUUGUUAUUCCAAUUACCACAAAGUACAUAUCCACGUAUCAAAGAGCUGAAAGAAAAUAUCCUGCCAUUUUAUAGUCUAAUUUCCCGAGCUUAUCGGUGGCAGCGUGAUCUUAAAUGUUGGCUCGAUGGGCCUUUUGAGUACCUUGACGCAACUGUGAUCGAGGAUAAGGUCAUCGAAUACUAUUCGGAUUUGAAGAAAAUGAGUAAAACAUUUAAGACGAAAAUUAAACUGCAUCUGGCAAUGGGAUAUCCUUACAGCUUUCAAGGUUCCGCCGAUGAUCCCGAUGAGUUGCAGCAGCCUACGCCCAUGAAAUUAUCUUAUCAGUUAAUCGAAACAAUUAAAUGGUUUAGGCAAUUCGUCCCGUUAAUACAAUGCUUCUGCAAUUCUGCACUUCGGCAACGUCACUGGGAUGAAAUAACUGAAAUCGCAGGCAUCGAUUUAACACCUAAUGCAGGUACAACUCUUCGCAAGAUUAUCGAGAUGGACUUAAUGGACGACAUGGAUAGAUACAACCUAAUAAGCGUCAGUGCAACAAAGGAGCUUGCUCUACAUGACCUUUUUACAAAGAUUAUACACGAAUGGGAUGGCGUCAUUUUCACGACAACACCGUUUAAGGACUCCGGGGCACAUAUAUUAACCCAAUUGGAUGAUAUUCAGGCGCUACUAGAAGAUCAUAUUGUAAAGGUUCAGGCCAUGCGAGGAUCAACAUUUGUAAAGCUUAUUGCCACCGACGUUAAGAUGUUUUAUGAUCUACUUCUUCGAAUCCAGCGAACAAUCAACGAAUGGACCAAAGUACAGGUGCAAUGGAUGUACUUGUUGCCGAUAUUUUCAAGCAAAGACAUCGUGGCUCAAUUACCCGAAGAAGGCACAAUGUUUUCGGAAGUCGACGGAAUUUUUCGCAGAGCAAUGUUAGGCGUAGCACGGGAUCCCCGAGUUAAAGAUACCGCUGGAUCUGUUGGGUUACUCGAAGCUAUGAUAGGAGCAAAUGAAUUGAUGGAUAAAGUCAACGAAGGUGUAUCAAAAUAUUUAGAAGAAAAACGAUUAUAUUUCCCUCGGUUCUUUUUCCUAAGUAACGACGAUAUGUUAGAAAUACUUUCUGAAACAAAGAAUCCACUUCGAGUUCAGCCACAUUUGAAAAAGUGCUUCGAGGGUAUUGCCAAGCUUGGGUUUAACGAAUUCCUUGAGAUAUUUGCAAUGUUCAGUGACGAUCAGGAAGAAGUAAAAUUUCAAGAACUUAUCUCUACGGAAGCUGCUCGAGGUUGCGUCGAACGGUGGCUCGUACAGGUGGAAGAACAGAUGAGAAAAUCGGUACGCCAUGAGGUGUUUUUGAGUUACCUCGACUACGAAGUGAACGAUCGGAUUCACUGGGUCCGAAUUUGGCCAGGAAUGGUUGUCCUGGGUGUAUCUCAAAUAUAUUGGAGCAUCGAAGUGCAAAACUGUCUUAUAACCCGCAUUGCUUCCACAAUGGAUUCGUUGUACGAAAAACUGAGGCAACAAAUCAUCGAUGUGGUCAAUUUGGUGAAAGGUCAGCUGUCUAAACAGAAUCGCACAACGCUGAAUGCUUUGAUUACCAUGGACGUCCAUGCGCUGGACGUUGUAAAAUUAUUAAUAGAUAAACAUAUACUUAACGAAACGGAUUUUGAUUGGCUUGCUCAGCUGCGAUAUUACUGGGAAGACGAUGUCCUCGUUCGAAUCAUAAACGCCACCGUUCCCUAUGCCUACGAGUAUUUAGGAAACUGUCCACGUCUCGUAAUCACUCCUCUAACCGACAGGUGUUAUCGCACUCUCAUAGGAGCGUAUUCUUUACACUUAAAUGGAGCACCGGAAGGGCCAGCUGGUACAGGAAAAACGGAAACGACAAAGGAUCUUGGCAGAGCGCUCGCGGUUCAGUGCGUAGUGUUCAAUUGUUCGGACGGAUUGGAUUAUAAGAAUAUGGGAAAGUUCUUCAAAGGUCUUGCGUCCUGUGGCGCCUGGGCCUGUUUCGACGAAUUCAAUCGGAUCGAGCUGGAAGUCCUAUCCGUGGUUGCUCAACAGAUUCUGUGCAUAGUCCAGGCUGUGCGCGGUAAAUUGGAAAAAUUGAUUUUCGAAGGGACCGAGUUAAAAUUGAACCCUGCCGUGUACGUUUGCAUUACCAUGAAUCCUGGAUACGCGGGGCGAUCCGAGUUGCCGGACAAUUUAAAAGUUCUUUUCAGAACGGUCGCCAUGAUGGUACCCGAUUAUGCGAUGAUCGGAGAAAUUUUCCUAUACUCUUCCGGAUUCAACACCGCGCGUGCGCUCGCCGUUAAAAUAGUGACGACCUAUAAACUCUGUUCGGAAGAAUUAUCAUUGCAAUCCCAUUACGAUUAUGGCAUGCGCGCAGUCAAAACUGUACUGAUAGCGGCACAAAAGCUUAAAAUGAAAUUCCCUAACGACGACGAGACGAUAGUUAUGCUUAGAGCAAUCGUCGAUGUGAACCUGCCUAAAUUUUUAGCGUACGACGUCCCACUGUUCGAAGGCAUAAUUUCGGAUUUAUUUCCUGACACCAUCCUCCCACUUCCUAAAUAUGACGUCCUUAUGGCUGCGGUUACAGAAGCGACGAGGAAAAGAAACCUUCAACCCAUGGAAGGAUUUCUCCGAAAAAUAAUUGAAACCUUUGAGAUGAUGACCGUCCGUCAUGGUUUCAUGUUGGUCGGCGCCCCUUUUGGCGGGAAAACUGCACUAUUGCGUACGUUAUCCGAUGCCCUGAUACUGAUGCACGAGUGGGGUGACGAUACCGGGACACCUAUGGAGAUGACUACCAUGAAUCCAAAAUCUAUCACCAUGGGGCAGCUCUACGGUCAAUUCGAUCCAGUCUCAUCGGAGUGGACCGACGGUAUAUGUGCCACGACAUUUCGACGUUACGCCGCCGACGAGAGCCCUAGGAGAAAGUGGAUCAUUUUUGAUGGCCCCGUCGAUGCCGUAUGGAUAGAAAAUUUAAAUACCGUAUUGGAUGAUAAUAAAAAACUCUGCCUAACUUCCGGCGAGGUGAUGCAGAUGUCGAGCACCAUGUCUAUAAUAUUCGAAGUGAUGGAUCUGUUGCAAGCAUCUCCUGCUACCGUAUCACGCUGUGGAAUGAUUUACAUUGAACCUCAAGUUCUUGGAUGGCGACCGUUCGUCAAGUCCUGGAUCAACGGGGCCGAUCCUAUUUGGAAAGAAGGCCACGAGGAUGUUUUAAACCACCUCUUUGAGUGGCUCUGCGACCCUUGCUUGGAUUUUAUUCGGAAGAGGUGUAGGGUGGUUCUCGGAGCUGGCGAAAUUAAUCGAGUGACAUCGACGUUAAAUCUCUUUGAAAUGUUCAUGGCCAAUGCGGUGGAAGAAAGUACGCAGGAUUGCGAACCGUUUAUACUCUCGUGGCUGCAGGCUGCCAUGUUAAUGUCCAUGGUUUGGGGAGCAGCCGGGACCCUCGAUUUUGAUUCGAGAUGUUCGUUUAAUGAAUAUUAUUUAAGUUUCUGGAGAAACGAACGGAAGUCUCACCCCGUACCGGAGAGUAUCAAAGAAUCCUUGAUUGCCUUACCUACCGAGGGUCUACUUCACGACAACUUUUACACGUUUAAAGCUAAAGGAGGGUGGAAGUCUUUUGCCGAUGUUUCCAAAGCGGAAAAGAUAGGAGAGGCCCGGAGCGUCGGUCAAACGUUGGUACCAACCAUCGACAGUAUCAAAUAUCAGAGCUUGAUGACGUUACAUAUUAAGUAUCGUAGGAGAUUCCUCCUGUACGGAGAAACGGGCACCGGAAAGAGCUUCUACGUACGGCACUUAAUGACGAAUAAACUGGCCGAAACGGAGUAUCUUCCGAUCUUCGUUACGUUUACGGCCAAAACAACGGCUGCGCAAAUGCAGGAGUUAGUUAUUUCCAAGCUGUUCAAAAGACGUCGCGGACAGUACGGGCCACGGGGGGGAGCCUUUUGUAUCGCUUUCAUCGACGAUGUCAAUAUGCCGGCAAAAGAAAUGUAUGGUGCACAGCCAGUAAUUGAACUCCUUCGUCAAUUUUUUGAUCACGCCCAUUGGUACGAUCUAAAGUCCCCGGAUAAACUUGAAAUCUUCGAUAUCAUGUUUUCAUGCGCAAUGGCCCCGCCGGGUGGGAGCCGUCAACGAAUAUACGACAGGUUUCUCCGUCAUUUCAAUAUGUACACAAUUUGCAAUUUCUCCGAAGAAAGUAUUUUUCGCAUUUUUACGAACACUGCACACAUCGGUCUGAGGCGGAAUAACUUCGGUACGGAGAUUUUAUCGACGGUAAACGGUUUGGUAAACGCAACCAUGGAUGUCUUUGAAAGCGCUCGCAAGGAUCUUAGACCUACGCCUACGAGGUCCCACUACUUAUUCAACUUACGGGACUUUUCCAGAGUGAUCGCAGGAUGCACGAUGAUAAAGAAGGAGUCGGUAGAAUCGAAGAGCACGUUUACUCGCCUCUGGGUACACGAGAUUUUAAGGGUAUUCGGAGAUCGUCUGAUCGACGUUGGCGAUCGAACCUGGCUACUCGAGAAAAUAAAAGAAACGGUAACGACCACGUUGAAGGAGUCGUUCGAUUCCGUCUUUGCUCGUCUACCCAAAUUUAAUGAGAAUUUAACGGUAGAAAGUAUGCAAAGUCUGAUAUUCGGAAAGUUCAUGGACACGGAAGCCCUUCCCGAGGACAGAAAGUACGAGGAGAUCGUCUCGAUGGACGAGUACAGAGAAGUGGCCGUCUCGUGCCUGGAGGAAUAUAAUCACACGCAUAAGAAUAAAGUCGAUAUGAUUUUAUUUCGUUUCGCGUUGGAACAUUUGGCUCGUAUAUGUCGGAUUCUGGUAAUUCCAAGUGGAAGCCUAUUAAUGGUGGGCGUCGGAGGAUCCGGUAGACAGUCGUUAACGCGACUCGCCUCUUCCAUGAUAGGGUACAGUUUAUUUCAGCCAGAAAUUGGAUCCGCCUACGGCCCGACGGACUGGCGGGAGGACAUAAAAAAGGUGACGAAGAGCGCCGGGGCCGUCGGAAACGAUUUGGUUUUUCUGCUUACCGAUGGCCAAAUUAGGGACGAAUCGUUUCUAGAGGAUAUAGACAGCUUGCUCAAUUCGGGAGAGGUGCCGAAUUUAUUGUCCGUAGAGGAAAAACAGGAGAUCGUAGAACUGACCCGCUUAGCGGCUCAGAAUGGAAACCGCAACUUGGAUAUUUCCGUAUUGGCCGUGCUGGCCUUUUAUCUUGAUCGUUGUAAAGAAAAAUUACACAUCAUGCUCGGCUUCAGUCCAAUUGGCGAAUCGUUCAGAAAUAGGCUUAGACUUUAUCCCAGUUUGGUUAGUUGCUGCACCAUCGAUUGGUUCGAAGUUUGGCCGGACGAUGCUUUGGAAGAAGUAGCGUUAAGAUGGAUCGCCGAAGUAAACGUGGACGAAGACACAAAAGUGAAUGCUAUAAUAGCUUCCAAGUACUUUCACGCGGGCGCAAAGGACAUUAGCUCUCGGUAUUAUCGAGAGGGAGGCAGAAAAACGUACGUCACGUCGGCCGCAUUUCUGGACCUUAUUAGGUCUUAUGCCGAUUUGAUGAGGAAGAAACAGGACGAACUUGUAUUGGCAAGAGAUAGAUACUUGGGUGGCCUGGAUAAACUGGAGUUUGCGGCACAGCAAACGUCGGAAAUAAAAUCAACGUUAACGGCUCUGCAACCGGAAUUACAAAUGUCAGCGAGAUUAACCGAAAACACUAUGCGGAAAAUAGAAAUCGAGAACGCAUCGGUCGCGGAGACAACUGCUAUGGUAAAACGGGACGAAGAGUCUGCAAACGUUCAAGCUGAAAUUACGGGAGCUCUGAAGGCGGAAUGCGAAGCCGAUUUGGCCAAAGCUCUUCCAGCCCUGGAAGAAGCUGUAGCUGCUCUGAAUACAUUGAAACCCGAGGAUAUUACUUUGGUCAAAGCCAUGAAAAACCCACCGGAAGGCGUAAAGCUCGUAAUGGCAGCAAUUUGCGUAAUGAUGAAUAUUCAGCCCGAUCGAAUCCCGGAUCCAUCAACUGGUAGAAAAAUUCUUCAUUUCUGGGGACCCAGUAAACGUCUUCUUAACGAUAUGAGAUUUUUAGAUAACUUACGUGAUUACGAUAAAGAUAACAUCCCGUCACACGUUAUACAGGUAAUAAACAAGUCGUACUUGACGAAUAAGAAUUUCGAACCUAAAAUUGUGGCAAAGGCAUCGCAAGCUGCAGAGGGGUUAUGCAAAUGGGUAAGAGCAAUAAUUCUGUACGAUAAGGUAGCAAAGGUAGUUGCUCCAAAGAAAGCCAAACUCGAAGCUGCGGAGAAGGACUUCCGGUCUAUAAUGUCGAUACUAAAUGAAAAGCGUCAAAUGUUGCUUGAACUUAAUGCCAAAUUGGCUGCUCUCAACGAACAGCUACAGGAGGCAUUAAUAAAUAAGAUAAAUUUGGAAAAUGAAGUAACACUUUGCAGAAAUAAGUUGAUUCGAGCAGAAAAACUCAUACUUGGCUUGGGAGACGAACAAGAUCGUUGGAUACUAUGUGCAGAGAAUCUCGAAAAAUCGUACGAUUGUCUUCCCGGGGACCUGUUGCUUUCAUGCGGAAUGAUCUCAUAUUUAGGACCGUUCGCGUCAAUUUAUCGUACCGAAAAUUUAGAAAAAUGGAGGAUACACGUAUUGGGUCUAAAAAUACCAUGUUCGGAAGCGUACAGUUUCGAAAAAGUACUCGGUACCGAAAUCAAAAUUAAUUCAUGGCAUAUCUACGGUCUGCCUCGUGACUCGUUUUCAACGGAAAAUGCUAUAAUAAUGGACAACUCUAGAAGAUGGAGUUUGUUCGUAGAUCCGCAAAGCCAAGCGAAUAAGUGGAUACGAGCAUUGGAGAAAGUAUCGGAAUUAGAAGUCAUCAAACUGACGGAUAAAAAUUACAUGGACGUAAUCGAACGGAGCAUCGAAUAUGGGAAACCGGUCCUUAUAGAAAAUGUUGGCGAAGAUUUGGAUGCAGCGUUGGAUCCCAUCCUAAUGAAAAACGUAUACGUAUCGGGUGGAACUUGGUUCAUUGCCCUGGGCGAAAGAACUAUCGAAUAUUCUUUACGUUUUCGAUUAUACGUUACGACGAAACUUCGGAAUCCUCACUAUCUGCCCGAAGUGUUCAAUAAGGUCACUUUAAUUAAUUUCGCCCUCAGUAUAGAAGGUUUGGAGGAUCAACUUUUGGGAAUAGUCGUAGCAAAGGAAAGGCCGGAUCUGCAAGAGAAGCGGGAAUACUUAAUAGUUCAAGGAGCGGCCAAUAAGAAGGCGUUACAACAAGUUGAAGAUAAUAUAUUAAAGACUUUAUCGGGAACGGGUGGUUCUAUUUUAGAGGACGAAGAAGCUACAGAAAUUUUAGACUCAUCGAAAAUUUUAUCCAUUGACAUUCUUAAAAAGCAAGAAGCUGCGAAAGAAACCGAAGCAAAAAUUGAGAAUUUUCGUGAAAGUUACAAACCCGUUGCCAAACACGGUUCUGCCUUGUAUUACACCCUCACGGACCUCCCUGCCAUAGAUCCUAUGUAUCAGUAUUCGUUGACCUGGUUUAUCGAUCUCUACAUAUUUUCUAUCGAAACGGCUAAUAAAAGUAGGGUUUUGGAAAGAAGAUUAAUGUUUCUGCGGGACACGUUUACGUACAACCUUUAUCAAAACGUUUGUCGUUCGCUGUUCGAGAAAGACAAGAUACUAUAUUCCUUCUUAUUGUACACAACGAUACUACUGUACAAUAAUGAAAUUCGAAAAGAUGAAAUGACCUUCUUCCUUACCGGAGGAGUGGCUUUGGAAAAUCUAAUACCGAAUCCUGCAGCAGAUUGGUUAUCGGAUGGAAUAUGGGGGGAAAUAUGCCGCACCGAAGACAUUCAAGAAUUUAAUGGAUUUAUAGAGAGUUUCAAAGAAAACUUGAGUGCUUGGAAAGAUUACUACGAUUUGCCGAAUCCACAAAAUUGUCCAAUUCCUGACCCAUGGGAAAACACACUAAAGCCAUUUGAAAAGUUAAUUGUAAUGAAGCUAAUUCGUCCAGAUAAGAUAACAACGAAGGUUAUACAAUUUGUUGAGUCAGGAAUGGGCUCGAAAUUUCUAACGAAUCAGUCUUUUGAUAUUUCAAAGUCUUAUCGUGACUCAAAUUGCCUGACACCUUUGAUAUUCAUUUUGUCACCCGGAUCCGACCCAAUGGACGCACUGAUCAACUUUGCGGGAAAUAUGGAUAUGAGUGAAAAAUUCGAUGCGAUAUCCCUUGGACAAGGUCAAGGACCAAUUGCCCGAAAGUUAAUUGAAAGAGCCCAAAAUGAAGGUAGUUGGGUGUGUCUUCAGAAUUGUCAUCUUGCCGUGUCUUGGAUGCCAGUCUUGGAACGUAUCUGCGAAAACUUCGACACCACGAAUACAUCCAUUAACUUCCGUCUUUGGUUAACCAGCUAUCCAUCGGAAAAGUUUCCCAUCGCGAUAUUACAACACAGUGUGAAAAUGACCAACGACCCCCCAACUGGUCUCCAACAAAAUUUAACGAGACUCUAUCGUUCGGAGCCAGUGAAUAAUCCCGAAUUCUUCGAAGGAUGUCCCGGAAAGGAGAAGUCAUUUACGAGACUACUGUACAGCCUUUGCUUCUUUCAUGCCGUGAUCCUGGAGAGACGAGAUUACGGUUCUCAAGGAUGGAACAUCAAAUACGGUUUCAAUGAAUCGGACUUCCAUAUAUCGGUACAACAAUUGCAGCUCUUUAUAAACGAAUACGACCAAGUACCAUUCAAAGCCAUAACAUACCUCACGGGAGAGUGUAAUUAUGGGGGUAGAGUUACCGACGACAGAGACAGAAGAUGUUUGAAUACACUUUUAGCAGAUUUUUACAAUCCAAAUGUUAUCGAACAUCCAACCUAUUCGUUUGCGGAAAUGGGCAGCGAGUACACGGUACCGAAAAGGACAGAGUAUCGGGAUUACGUCAAGCAAAUCGAAGCAAUUCCAUUAACUACGCCUCCCGAAGUUCUCGGACUUCAUAUGAAUGCGGGGAUUGCCCGCGAUCUUAACGCUUCGAAAAGUUUUUUCGACUCGAUGUUAAAGAUUCAAGGAAGCGUCACAGGAGGUGAACCGUCCAAACAAGAUGAAUUACUCCUUACGAUGAAAUCCGAUAUAUACGAAAGAUUGCCCGACUUGUUUGAUAUCGAGGAAGCGCAAAACGUGUAUCCAGCGACAUACGUGGAAUCGAUGAAUACAGUCUUGACUCAGGAAAUGGAACGUUUCAACGUUCUUCUCGCGGAAAUACGAAGUUCGCUAAGCAUGUUGGAACGAGCCAUUAAUGGUUCGAUAGUUAUGACGCCCGAGUUAGAGGUGCUUGCCUCGCACAUGAUCAAUGGGAAGAUUCCGCCUUCGUGGGUUAAGGCAAGUGCAUACCCAAGUUUGAAGCCACUGUUGAGUUUCGUAAGUGACUUUCUUCAGAGAUUAGCCUUUCUGAAAAAGUGGCUACUGGAAGGAAAACCGAAUGCCUUUUGGAUAUCUGGAUUCUCGUUCGUACACUCAUUUCUGACGGCGACGACUCAGAACUACGCCCGAAAAUAUAAAAUACCGAUAGACAUGCUUGACUUCGAUUUUAAGAUCAUGCCAAUGUAUCGAGCCAAUGAAGCUCCAGACGAUGGCGCAUACGUAUACGGUGUAUAUUUAACGGGGGCAAAAUGGAAUAUGCAAAAGAUGCUGCUCGCAGAGAGCGAUCCGAAAGUUCUUUGGGAUCUCAUGCCCAUAGUGUGGAUACUGCCUCGAAAAUCGACAUCGAUAGUUUUGGGAAAUCGAUACGAAUGCCCCGUAUACAUAACUUCGGAGCGAUAUGGAACGUUAAAGACAACCGGUCACUCUACAAAUUAUGUUCUUUGUUUUUUCCUUGAUACAGAUAUGACCGUAAGUCAUUGGAUAAAAAGGGGUCUCGCCUUGCUUUGCCAACUGGAUGACUAA
Molecule: messenger RNA, 10913 nt
Organism: Orussus abietinus
Lineage: Eukaryota; Metazoa; Arthropoda; Insecta; Hymenoptera; Orussidae
Gene: Dhc62B
Product: dynein heavy chain 7, axonemal
Exons: 26
Coding region: 69-10913 (3614 amino acids)
Biological process (GO): microtubule-based movement
Cellular component (GO): dynein complex
Molecular function (GO): ATP binding; minus-end-directed microtubule motor activity; dynein intermediate chain binding
Source: RefSeq, a predicted model, not a curated record